Messenger RNA from Aaosphaeria arxii CBS 175.79, 1805 nucleotides. RefSeq names its product carbohydrate-binding module family 13 protein. The transcript has a single exon. Gene Ontology annotation, molecular function: hydrolase activity, hydrolyzing O-glycosyl compounds. Gene Ontology annotation, biological process: carbohydrate metabolic process. Lineage: Eukaryota; Fungi; Ascomycota; Dothideomycetes; Pleosporales. The record is from RefSeq and is a predicted model, not a curated record. The coding region runs from base 1 to 1641 and encodes 546 amino acids.
AUGUCGUUCCUAAAUCCUGUAACACUUUUCUUCCUCGCUGCAGGGGCAUUGGCCACGGUGCAGGACCCAAAAGUGGCACCCAGGCCACCCAUGGGCUUCAACAAUUGGGCGCGCUUCAUGUGCAACUUGAAUGAGACACUCUUCACCACCACCGCCGACGCAAUGGUUGAAAAGGGCCUCUUAGCCGCUGGCUACAAUAACAUCAACCUCGAUGACUGUUGGCCCCUCAAAGAACGUACCGCAAAGAAAGAGCUCCAAUGGGAUCCCAAGAUCUUCCCACACGGCAUGCCAUGGCUCGCAGACUACCUCCAUAAGCGCGGUUUCAAUUUCGGCAUCUACACAAACGCAGGAAACAUGACCUGCGGAUUAUACCCCGGAUCGCAAGACCACGAAGAAAUCGACGCCAAAACGUUCGAGAAAUGGGGUGUGGACUAUCUUAAAGUAGACGGGUGCCACAUGGAUCUACAAAAGAACCGGACAUACUACGAAGAAUUUGAGUACCGCUACAAGCUCUGGCACCAAGUGAUGGGCAAGCUGAAGAAACCCUUCAUCUUCUCACAAUCCGCACCCGCCUACUUCAGCCCCAACUUCCACCUCGACCUAAACAACACAGACUGGUACCGCACGAUGGAGUACGUCCGGGAGAACGGAGAACUAGCACGACAUUCCGACGACAUAAAAGUGUACGGCAACAACCCAGAGAACAUCUUCGAGCCGGGCGGCCACUGGGAGAGCAUGAUGAACAAUUACGACAAGGAAGUCCGCCUCGCGCGAUACCAGUCCUGCGGCUACUACAACGACCCCGACUUCCUCAUCGUCGACUGGCCCGAUCUCUCCCUCGACGAGAAGAAAACCCACUUCGCGCUCUGGAGCUCCUUCUCUGCGCCUCUCAUCCUCAGCGCGUGGAUCCCCGACCUCAUGGACGACGAUGUCGCGUACCUCACGAAUAAAGACAUCAUUGCCGUGGACCAGGACGCCCUCUGCGAGCAGGCGACCCUCGUCUCGCAGACCGAAGCCAUCGACGUCUUGAGCAAGAACCUCGCGAACGGCGACCGCUUGCUCACCGUCCUGAACAAAGGCAAUGCCACGAAGACCGCCACCGUCCCCCUCGAGCGCCUCGGAAUCGACCCGGAUGUCCGCUACAAGGCGAAGGAUUUGUGGACGGGGAAGACGCAGAGCGUGGGGAGUUCUAUCACGAUUAAGCUGCAUAAGCGGCAGACGGCGAUAUACCGCGUCUCCGCGGCGUCGGGGGCGAAGAAGUUGGAUGUCACGCCGACGGGGCAGAUCUUCAAUACAUUCACUAUGAACUGUCUCACUGCUUCGUCGCGAUCUAGGGUCAGAUUCACGGUGUGCGAUGGCUCGGACGAGCAGGUGUGGAGGGUAUCGUCGGCGGGGAGAAUCAGUCCGUUGUCUACGGAUGACCGGUAUCUGACUGCUGAUGGGCGGGAUGUUGGACUGGAGAAAUUGGAUAAGGAUGAUAAGGGUCAGCUGUGGAGCUACGGUGUGAGUGGUAAUGUGGCUACUAAAGGUGGAUUUGUACUAGAAGAGAGAACCAAAGGCGAGGUUGUCGUUGGAAAGCGUGGUUAUGCGCUGGAUAGCCAGGUCUUUGCGCUACCUGGCGGAGUCAAGUUGGACAAGUAAUGGAAUCAAAAGUACGGUUGUCAGAUGUAUUGGAGGAAGAUUUUGAUUUCGAUAUGAAUCAGAGAAGAAUACUAACUACUUGCUUGCUAUGAGAAUGCCUAGUUUGCAAUAUGUUGUCAUGUCAUCAACCCGCUUUGGGUAACACAGUCCCCUACGUACUUUAC